UCUGGAUCGCACCGCGCGGGAGCUCGCGCUGCGCACGCACUCACUCACUCUCUCUCACACACACACCGGGUUUUUUUUUUUUAAUUUAUAUAUUAAAUGGACGGAUUCUAAUAAUAAAUAGAAUUCCUUCACGUGCUGAAAACAAAACUGCAGCCACAACAGCCAGCCCGAGGACAGAGUCUCCAUCCUGCGUGUUCUAGUGAAGCGCAUCUAAACUCGUUUUUUUUUUGUUGUUGUUGUUGUUUUUUCUGUGCUGGACAGGACACCGGGGCGCACGCGGAUUCGUGCCAUCCAUGGCGCGUUACAAAGAGCGCGCUUCAUAUAUGUAAGAUGCGCCGUUUAGGUCCUCACGUGCAGACGCUCGCGCUGUCGGAGUUACAGAGAGCGGCUUUUACAAAAACUUAAAUCUGAUGGGACGCGCGGAGUUCGAGGAAUCAAGACUAGGACUAACGGGACGAAGAAAUGCACCGUUCCUGAAGGUGUAGAAAUAAAUAUAUAAAUAUAUAUAUAUAUAUAUAUAUAACUGGAUAAAACGGGAUUUUACAGCGUGGGAACAAUUUCCUCAGUUCAGCAGCAUCAUGGCUGCUUUUUAUUUCUCUUGACCAGCGCGUGCGCGCAUUCCUGUUUGGAUUUGUUUUUUUCCUCCAGAAGGCUUUAUGGCACAAACACAGACGUUGCAUGUGCAUUUUAACCGAAAUUGUUGUUGAUUAAAGGCUGUAUGCGCUUACAUAUAUAUAAAUAUAUAUAUUUUUUAUUUAUUUAUUUUUUCCAAGAAGAGCAAAGAAUCACUUCUUCCUUGGGGCAUCAUUUACCUCCUUGGCCUUCUUCAAUUUUUUUUACAAAUAUUUUUUCCUCUGAUUGAAAGUGUUGGAGGAUCGAUUGAAUGGACUGAAAAAAAAUUAAAGAAAAUAAAUAAAUAAAUAAAAGAGAUAAAAAAUCUGAACGUUCAAGUCGCCUGGAAGUGGCCGUGACCUCUGACCUAUGGAAAUUCACUGCAAGCACGACCCGUUCGCCGCGAUGCAUAGGCACGGAGGGGUCAACCAGCUCGGUGGGGUGUUUGUGAACGGGAGGCCGCUACCCGACGUGGUCAGGCAGAGGAUCGUGGAGCUGGCUCAUCAAGGCGUACGGCCGUGCGACAUUUCCCGCCAGCUUCGCGUCAGCCACGGCUGCGUCAGCAAGAUCCUGGGCAGGUACUACGAGACGGGGAGCAUCAGGCCGGGCGUGAUCGGAGGAUCCAAACCAAAGGUUGCUACACCCAAAGUCGUCGACAAAAUCGCCGAUUACAAACGCCAAAACCCCACCAUGUUUGCCUGGGAGAUACGAGACCGACUGCUAGCCGAGAGAGUCUGCGAUAACGACAGCGUCCCCAGCGUCAGCUCAAUCAACAGGAUCAUUCGCACUAAAGUCCAGCAGCAGCCCGGCCAAUCAGGAAGCGUCUCUGCGCAUAAUUUAGUGUCCACCGUGGCAGUGACCCAGGUCUCCGCGGUAACCAGCGACGCGGCAGGCUCCUCCUACUCCAUCAGUGGAAUUCUGGGAAUCAGUUCAGCGGCUGACGCCAGCAAGAGAAAGAGAGACGAGAAUCUUCAGGAUUCUUCGCUGGCUAACGGCCACGCCCACUCAGGGCGGGACUUCCUGCGCAAGCAGAUGCGGGGCGAGCUCUUCACGCCGCAGCAGCUCGAGGUACUGGACUUCGUGUUCGAUCCUGACAUUUACCCCACCCCUGACACCAACAAGCCCGCCCAGACAGCUGAUUACUCGGCGAUGGCGUCUCUGGCCGGCGGAUUAGAAGACAUGAAGAGUAGCCUGGCCAAUCAGACGGCGGCGGAUUUGGGUCCGAGCGUAGGACCUCAGAGUUACCCGCUAGUGUCAGGUCGUGAUUUAGGUAGUACCACGCUUCCAGGUUACCCUCCUCACGUUCCCCCAGCUGGCCAGGGCAGCUACUCAGCCCCGUCGCUCACAGGAAUGGUGCCCGGGGGCGAGUUCUCGGGCAGUCCGUACUCCCACCCACAGUACUCUACGUACAACGAGUCGUGGAGGUUCACCAACCCGAGCCUGCUGGUGUUCCAGCAGGAGUACGGUUCUCUUCUAGGCUCAGAAAGAGCAGCUACUUCAGGCCUUUUUCCCAGCCAGACCACACAACCCGGAGGGUCGCCGUAUUACUACAGCGCAGCCACACGGGGUUCAGGACCUGCAGCCACGGCCACAGCCAGCGCCUACGACCGCCACUGAGAAGAGAGGAGGAGAGGAAUGAAAAAGACGAGAGGAAGAGAGAGAGAAAGAGAGAGAGAGAGAGGGAGGGAGGAGAGCUAUAUGGAGAGGAGAGGAGAGACGAACAGAGAGAGAGAGAGAGAGAGAGAGAGAGAGAGAGAGAGAGAGAGACUUUUUACAUUCUUUUUCCACAUCAGUCACACUGUCCUUUUAUUCCAGAACUUUUCUACACACACACACACACACAGACCACUAGAACUGGGAUCUCCACUAGACGUUUUUAGAGUUAAACCCAGUAGACUAGCUAGCACCUAUUUCUAAGAUUUCCCAACUAACGAAACGAUGACAUACAUAAUCGCUCUAAUGAAAAAUAAAAAUCAAAGUAAAAAUAAUCAUAAUAAUAAUAAUAAUAAUAAUAAAAAUAACGUACGUCAAAGUCAUAUUAUACUGCCAAGUGCACAGAAUUGUCCUAGGUGUUUUAUUAAAAAAAAAGAAAAAAAAAAAAGAAAAGGGGGAGCUUGGAAGUGCGCCUCCUCUCUUCCUGCGUGUAGAUAAAUGCUCUUUUACUCGUGUACAAAAUGCCCUGAAUUAAAGCUAUUUAUGAUGGAGACAGAGUAAUAUAUAUUAAAAAAGAAAGGGAAAAAAAAAAAAAAACGUGUAAAAGUUUACCGCGGACACGAGAUCCACUUCGAGCAGGAGACGUUUUUAAAAAUAAAAAAAAUAAUAAAAAUAAAAGGAAAAAAAUAAAAUAAAUCUCAGCUUUUUUUUUUGAAGGGGGGAUAAAAUAAAUAAAUAAAUAAAAUCUUCCAGUGUUUUUGCUUGGAUGAGAUCAGAUCAGAGGAACACAGAGAAACGUGGCCAUUUUUUUUUUCCACAUUGUUUACUCGGAAAACUGUGAUGAAUUCACGGCCUGUGAAAGAGGGAGGUAUGUUGUCUAGCCUGAACAGGAAGUAGAAAAAAAAAAAAAACUCGUACAUGUACGUUUGUGUUCUCUAAGGAUGAUGUAAGGUACUAGAUCCAGCUUGUUAUGUUUAGAAGGUGAGCGCCUCUACGAAACGGCGUUCCUUUAAGACGACGAGGUAACGUAACGGAUCCUGGAAAAAAGGUUUAUUUUCUUACACUAUAUUGCCAAAAGUAUCGGGACACCCCUCCAAAUCAGUGUUGUUUGGUUGGGCUCGGCCCCUUAGUUCCAGUGAAAGGAACUCUUAAUGCUUCAGCUUCAUACCAAGACAUUUUGGACAACUUUGUGGGAACAGUUUGGGGAUGACCCCUUCCUGUUCCAACAUGACUGUACACCAGUGACCAAAGCAAGGUCCAUAAAGACAUGGAUGAGUGAGUUUGGUGUGGAGGAACUUCACAGAGUCCUGACCUCAACCUCAUAGAACACCUUUGCUAUGAAUUAGAGUGGAGACCGACCUUCUCGUACCUCACAAAUGCGCUUCUUCUAGAGGAAUGGUCAUAAACACACUCCUAAACCUUGUGGAAAGCCUUCCCAGAAGAGCUGAAGCUGCAAAAGGGCGGGGCCAACUCGCCCUUUAAAAGCAGAUGUCCCGAAACUUUUGGCAAUAUCGCGUGUCCGUUAUUUUCUUUUCCUCCACUGGAGAAAGUGCUGUCAGUCUCCUGAACCUCCCCAAAGAUCCGAUUCAAGACAGAAAACACGGAGACAAAUCAUUCCUUCUCUUCCUUCCUCUUCCCACUCCGUCUCAUUCGUUUACUCAUUCUGCGCCAAGACAAUGCAUGACGAAGGCCUUAGCGAACUCAAACGCGACCUGUACAUAGCGAACCGAUCCGUCCCGUUCGAGGACGUAACGCGACGCGGCGAUCGUUUACUGCCACGCGAUCCUGCCGUUCAUAUCUAACCUUAGAUUCUAGUGGAUGAGGAAAGAAACGUGUCCUUUCAUUUAGCUAUCGUUCGUUCGUGCUGUGUGUUCCCGGAUCGUUCUGUUUGUUUGUUUGUUUUCUUCUUCUCUGUGCAUUUCCGAGUAGCUUUUUGUUUAGUAGAUUUAGUCGUCACCAACACCAAAACUUUUGACGUGGAAAAAUAAAAAAUAAAAAAAAUCUAUGAAUAUACAAUUAUAUAUAUAUCUAUAUAUCUAUAUAAACAAAGACGCUGAUAGUUUUUCGCUCUUUUUUACGUUCCGUAACGUUAGCAUUAGAAACACCUUCGUUUGUAGUACCUUAAGUUGCGCGAUUCCGCAACUCUAAAGAAACCCUUGAUGCCGUUCGCCACCACGCUCCUGGCGACCCUUUUUUCUGGUAACCUUUUAGUCUGAGGCAUUAUGAACCUGAAAUACACCAGCUGAAAUCGAGGACAGUGCCUUUACUUUUUCUAUUCAGUCAUCCACGAAUGACCACGAGGUCACUAAAAACUACAAAACCUAAGGUCGUAGGACCCCCCCCACCACCACCAAUCAACACAUCUGCCAGUGCCACUGACCAGACCUGAAGGAAACCAAUGCAGAUCUUCAAAUCAGAGAGGCUAAUUAAUCAAUCACCGAACUCACGGAUUCUAAACCAAACAAACCAGGCCAAGUAGAAGAAGAAUCUUUUCGACCACUGUGGUGUUUCCAUGGAAAUUCUAGCUACUUUUGUCGACUUUUAUAUCAAUGAACCUAACUGUUUGUACAUUUUUUUCGAUGUUCUUACGAAUCUUUAAUCAUUAAUCCGUCCCAGAAUCCCUCCCGGAGUCAUCUCGGAUUCGAAAGGAGGACGUUUUUUUGGCUUGAUUUCACAAAAACGAUGGUACCGCGUUUGUAAGAAAAAAGGUGGAAACGUUAACUCCGCCCCUCUUUUUUGUUUUUUAAAAUGAAAACGGAUCUGACGAAUCACGAGACUGUGCUGUUUAAACACUAUGUCCAGGAAAAAAAAUUUGGGGGGGGGGCCAGAAUUUACACAAGAAAUGGUCGAUGCUCUAUUUUGUAACUUUUGUACUGCGGAAUAACGUUAAAGGUGAAAGAACUUCUGAGCUCUAACCUUUAACCUUCGUACCUUGGAAUCGGAAGAAUUUCAUUUGUGGUAAAGUAAAAUAAAACGAUCAGUCGGAAUUCUGCGUGUGGAAAAACUUCACGUGGACUGACCAAUGAUGUAGAAUAGCUCCAUUGCCUUAAAUACACGAGUCUUGCGUAAUAACCGCCUCCCCUUUUUUUUUGUAAACACAUUGACUUGACCCCACUGCUUACACCAAGAGAUCCUCCCAUUGGCUCAGAGGACGAUGAUUGACAGUUCUGGCUCUGCACACUGGGCUUUUCCUGGUACGGUUCCUGCCCUUCCCGUCAGCCGCAUCAAACUCUACUCCACACACACACACACACACACACACACACACACACAGUCCUUUUGUCCUCUGGCGGGUCGUGAAGAAGCCACCCCCCCCCCUCCCCACGGGAACGCACUAAACCUGCUGUGCCAUCGAAGAAAAAAAAAAAAAAAAGCAAAGCCCCGACGUCCACCUUCUCGUUUUUCUUCUCUUUCUCUAUGGCGAUAAUCUCAUCAGUCCAUCCUGACCCACUCCUUUAGGAUUAAACCCAUUACUACGAUCUGGGAAAUCGAUCCGUUGUUGCUGAAGACGGUCAUUCUAUCGAGGAUAAAAAGGAAAUCUCUUGCCUUACUGUAUGUAAAAAUAAAAAUAAUAAUAAUAAUAAUAAUAAUAAUAAACAUCUUCACUUCUGCCUGGGAUUUAUUUUCACUUUAUUUGAGACUCUCAUACAUUCCCACCAAUCUGUACCCAAAGAAAACGAUGCGGCGGCGCUUUACUCCUUUAAUCCGCUCGAUCAGAUCUUCAACGCCAUCCCGUACAUCCCUGACUAGCCGAGUGGAGUCUCACGCUUCUAAUUUUCUCUGGAAAUCUGGAAGUUUUCGCUCUUUUCGCCAUUAAAGAGCUAGCAUGGGAACGCAGAGGCUAACUUCUCGUGCGGAAAAAUCCUCCUAUAUCCGGUUGCGUCCAGAAGGGUUCAGUGUCUAGACGUCAUUUUACUCAGCUGAACUCAUGAGUCUAAACGUAUCCCAGAAUUCAGUGCAGAAAUCCAGGAAAAUAAAUAUAAAUAAAUAAAUAAAGAGGGCUUGGGUUUUUAGAUUUUAAAUAAAAAAUAACAUUUUUUCUAAAUUCUUAAAAUCACUUUUACCCAGUUUACCAGUUUCACACCAGACUAACGACUAAAAUCGACUUAAUGACCUUUAUCGUGGCCUUCUGCGUACAAUCCGAAUCAUUUCCUAAUAGACCUGUAAUCUCUGUAAUCAUUUCCUAAUAGACCUUUCCCCAGUUCCUGUGGGAUUGCUACAAUUUUUUGCUACCGAUUUUUUUGAAAUAAAUAAAAAAAAAAAAGAAAAAAAAAAAAGAAUCCAAUUCGAGGUUUGGGAAACGCUCCAAUAAAAAAAGAAAAAAAAAACAUAUCUGUAGCAUCCACCAAAGCUAGAGAUACCCAUUAAAAAAUUAAUUAAUUAAUUAAAAAUAAUAAUUUGACGUGCCAUCAAAAAUACGGUCGCUUCUUUAAAAAAAAAAAGUGUAUGUUUUUUAUUGAAUUUUCUAGUAGUUACGAACGAAUCUCGAUGUUUUUUUCUUUCUUUGUUCCUCUGCGUGCUGUGUGUCGUCUUAAUAUUCGAAUGUAUUUACUGCGGUACAAAAUUUGCCAAAGAUACCAUACCACUUCUUUAUUUUUAUUUUAUUUAUUUUUAAAUUUUUUUCUUCACGUUUUAUACGUUUUCAAGUCAGCCCAUGAACUGGAAAUAAUUGUUACUCUGAUAGAAUGUUUUUGUUUUUUUUUUGCUAAAAAUGUUAGAAUUCAAGGAUUCAGGGUCAUUUCGAAUGAUCUGGCAUCGGUCCUGACCCCUGAAAUCAGUCCAGGGUAAAUAAUGCUACUUAAGUGUACGUGCAGACGAGUGAGUGUUUUGUUUGUGCUUUAUUGAUUUUAUGUACCUGUAAUGUGAAAUGAAGAAGUAAUUAUUUGUAAAUAUUUGACAUAAUUUUAUUGGUUCUUCGGAAA
Messenger RNA from Hemibagrus wyckioides, 7187 nucleotides. RefSeq names its product paired box 5 (gene pax5). The record is from RefSeq and is a predicted model, not a curated record. Lineage: Eukaryota; Metazoa; Chordata; Actinopteri; Siluriformes; Bagridae. Gene Ontology annotation, molecular function: DNA-binding transcription factor activity, RNA polymerase II-specific; RNA polymerase II cis-regulatory region sequence-specific DNA binding. Gene Ontology annotation, biological process: regulation of transcription by RNA polymerase II; anatomical structure development. Bases 982 to 2229 code for a protein of 415 amino acids. The transcript has 11 exons.